Molecule: messenger RNA, 1029 nt
Organism: Tarenaya hassleriana
Lineage: Eukaryota; Viridiplantae; Streptophyta; Magnoliopsida; Brassicales; Cleomaceae
Product: proline synthase co-transcribed bacterial homolog protein
Exons: 8
Coding region: 151-888 (245 amino acids)
Cellular component (GO): intracellular anatomical structure
Molecular function (GO): pyridoxal phosphate binding
Source: RefSeq, a predicted model, not a curated record
AUCAAGGACGUGGCCGAGGACCCGCAAAGGCUGCUUCUCGAUGUAUGAUAGAGCCAGCCGUUGUCGAGGCCGUCUAUUUACAGCUUCCUGUGCCGCAUCAAACUUGCUCCAAUACUACCGAUUCCGUGCCCAUAGCGUCGAGCUCCGGAGAUGGCAUCUCCGGCGGUGGAGGCAACCGCCGCGACUGCUCUCCGCUCCGUCAUGUUCAGGGUCCGACAGGCGGCGAGGCGCGUCGGAAGAGAGCCCGACCGAGUCAGGGUCGUCGCCGUCUCCAAGACCAAACCUGUCUCCCUUAUCCGCCAAAUCUACGACGCCGGUCACCGCUGCUUCGGCGAGAAUUACGUCCAGGAAAUUAUCGACAAAGCUCCUCAGCUUCCUGAAGAUAUAGAGUGGCAGUUCAUAGGACACUUACAGAGCAACAAAGCUAAAACGCUUCUGGCUGGAGUCCCAAACUUGGCAGUGGUUCAAGGUGUAGAUAGCGAUAAGAUCGCAAAUAAUCUUGACCGAGCUGUUUCAAAUCUUGGAAGACACCCCUUAAGGGUUUUGGUCCAAGUAAACACCAGCGGAGAAGCAUCUAAAUCUGGAAUCGAACCUUCAAGUGUUGUGGAGCUUGCAAGACAUGUGAAACUGCACUGUCCUAACCUCGUAUUUUCUGGACUGAUGACAAUAGGCAUGCCCGACUAUACAUCUACUCCAGAGAACUUCAGGACAUUAUCGAACUGUAGAACUGAGGUCUGUAAGGAUCUUGGAAUUGCAGAGGAUCAAUGCGAACUGUCCAUGGGCAUGUCUGGUGAUUUCGAGCAAGCGAUUGAGAUGGGAAGUACUGUUGUGAGGAUCGGUUCGACGAUUUUCGGGCCAAGAGAGUAUCCACAGAAGCACCCCAAGUAAUAUCCUCAAGGUACACAUUUAUUAGUAUUUUGUGUAAUUUGUCAUAUGCUACAUAUAUUUACAUUUCUCUGUUAUAAUUGGUCUUUGGAUAUUUUAAUUGCAAAAAAUUCUCGUAAAUGUAUCCUCAAUUACAUUUAUUAA